Molecule: messenger RNA, 942 nt
Organism: Insectozyma verbasci
Lineage: Eukaryota; Fungi; Ascomycota; Pichiomycetes; Serinales; Debaryomycetaceae
Source: the annotation of a GenBank genome assembly
AUGUUAAAGACGAAAGAUGAUUUGAAAUCAUUAAUUAAUUCAUUUAAUGAAGCUACUUUAUAUUGGAAAGAUAAUUUAAAUAAACUGGUGAAUUCUUCAAAUGUUGAUAAUCCAAUUAAUGAAUUAAUUAAAUUAAUUAGUUUAAUAAAAGCUCAUACUACAAAAGUUGGAAUUAUUUUUAAACCUGAAAAUGUUGAAAAAGAUCCCCUGGCAGCUUAUAAUACAUUAGAAAAAUUAUCUCAAACAUUGGUAUUAUUGAUUUCUGUAAUUGGACAAUUAAAACAAAAGGAAUUAUCAAAAAUAUACUAUUCUGAAAUCAUAAAUCAAAGUAAAUCUUUGAUUGUCGCAAAUUAUGAGUUCUCCAGUGAGUUGAGUUUAGAUGGUAGAUUAAUUAGUGUCGGUAAAAUAUGGAAUAUUUGUGAUUCAUUAACUUCAUUACUUGAGAAUAAUAAUUUGGGAUUCUUAAGUUUUAAAAUAAAUCAAACUUUGUCUAUAUUAGAUGAUGGUUGGGAUGAGUUUGUUUCAUGGUGUGAUGAUCCAAUUGGACAAGAAGAUCCAUUUGAAAUCUCUGAAGAAGAUGAAGAUGAUGAUUAUGAAUAUAUGGAAAUAAGCGAAUUAAAAGAAUAUGUAAAUUAUUGGUUAAAUAAAAUAAAGUUGGUCAAACUUCUCAUAUCGUCAUUUAAGAAAUCAUUACCUAAAUCAACUACAGGAGAUGAAAUAGAUCAAAUUUAUAAUUUACAAAGUGGAAUCAUUAACCUAAUAGAUUCUUUCAUCAUGGAUAUUAUGUUGAUUAGAAAUACAGAUUUAGAAAUUGAUAAAUGUACUAAUCAAAUAACUAUAAAUUCAAUUAAACUAGCAAAAUUGGCAAGUUCCAUACAUAAAGAUACUAAAAAAUCACAAUGGUAUAUUAGUUGGAUUACUAAAUAUGAUAAUUCGGAUUAG